AUGUCUCACGAGAAGAGUUUCCUGGUGACAGGCGACACCUUUCCAGGAGGGGGCCCUCAGCCCACGGCCCCCCCGGGCUACAUGCAGCCCCCCUACCCUCCCCCCACUGCUGCUCCCUACCCCCCCCAGCCCCAAUUUGCCCCCUACCCCCAACCAGGCUUCCCACAGGGGCCAGGGCCAUACCCACCCCCACCAGGGCCCUAUGGCCCCCCUGGGCCAUACCCCCCUGGCCCCUACCCUCCCCCAGGCCCCUACCCCCAGGGCCCCUACGCGCAGCCCCCCUACGCCCAGCCCCAGCCCAUGGUACCGGGGGACCAGGACUCCCCCCUGCACAGCACCUACCACGAGGAUGGGCCCCCCUCCUACUAUGACAACCAGGACUUCCCCACAGCGCACUGGGACGACAAGAGCAUCCGCCAGGCCUUCAUCCGCAAGGUGUUCCUGGUGCUGACCCUGCAGCUGAGCGUCACCUUCGCCUUCGUGGCCGUCUUCACCUUCGUGGGGGGUGUGAAGGGCUUCGUGCGCCGCAAUGUCUGGACCUACUACGUGUCCUACGGCGUCUUCUUCAUCUCCCUCAUCGUCCUCAGCUGCUGCGGCGACUUCCGACGCAAGCACCCCUGGAACAUGGUGGCCCUGUCCAUCCUGACCCUCAGCCUGUCCUACAUGGUGGGGAUGAUCGCCAGCUUCUAUGACACCGAUGCUGUCAUCAUGGCCGUGGGCAUCACCGUCGGCGUCUGCUUCACCGUCGUCAUCUUCUCGCUCCAGACCAAGUACGACUUCACCUCGUGCCGGGGAGUGCUGCUGGUGUGUCUGGUGGUGCUGGUGCUGUUCUCCCUGCUCUGCAUCUUCAUCCGCAGCCGCAUCCUCGACAUCAUCUACGCCUCGCUGGGGGCCCUGCUCUUCACCUGCUUCCUGGCGGUGGACACGCAGCUGGUGCUGGGGAACAAGCAGCUGGCACUGAGCCCUGAGGAGCACGUCUUCGCUGCGCUCAACCUCUACACCGACAUCAUCAACAUCUUCCUCUACCUCCUGGCCAUCAUUGGCCGUGCCAAGGAGUAGCUGCCCCACCCCAGGACCCCGCCUUGGACCCUGCUUUCUGC
Molecule: messenger RNA, 1100 nt
Organism: Indicator indicator
Lineage: Eukaryota; Metazoa; Chordata; Aves; Piciformes; Indicatoridae
Gene: GRINA
Product: glutamate ionotropic receptor NMDA type subunit associated protein 1
Exons: 6
Coding region: 1-1059 (352 amino acids)
Biological process (GO): negative regulation of apoptotic signaling pathway
Cellular component (GO): Golgi apparatus; endoplasmic reticulum; membrane
Source: RefSeq, a predicted model, not a curated record